Oryzias latipes (Japanese medaka) is the source of this 2483-nucleotide messenger RNA. RefSeq names its product cAMP-regulated phosphoprotein, 21 (gene arpp21). The record is from RefSeq and is a predicted model, not a curated record. Gene Ontology annotation, molecular function: nucleic acid binding. Lineage: Eukaryota; Metazoa; Chordata; Actinopteri; Beloniformes; Adrianichthyidae.
CUCUUGCUUCGACAGCGGCGAGCAAAAGGCUGAGAGGGAGCUCGGGACCUUUCAGUUUACAGGCGCGGAGGAGGCAACUGCAGGCCGUCCGUCCGUCGGUAGGAUCCAGCAGCCGAAGAAGAAGAAGCCUUCUCUCCGGUGACUGGAGUUUGUGCAGAAAGGCACAGCAGCCCCCAAAAAAGGGGGGCCGAGACGAUAAUUGCCUUUCUAGCUGCCCCACGGGGAACAUGGAAUAUUUGACCUCAUCUUUCUUCACCUGCGAGCCUCUCCAGUGAAUUAUUCCUGAUGAUGGACGCCGCUGCAGAUACCGCGGAUGUCCUCAUAGAGGCCGCCGUACGGUGCCCCUCCCCUCCAUCAUGCAGCCAGAGGACCGAAGAGGAGUGCCACAAUAUAGAACAGCUUGAAAAGGAGAGACACUGUACCAAGGUUAAACCAAAGAAAAAAAUCAAGCCCAGAGGAAAGUUAUCACGAAGUUUAGCUGUCUGCGAGGAGACCCCCACCUUUGAAGAAACCGUGGGAGGUCCAGACGCAAACGCAUCUAGCUGCCGUGAUGAAGCAACUUCCUGCAAGGAAGAAGAGCAAGAUCCAAAGGAGGACUCGCCAUCCAAAGUGUCCAGUGAAGAGUACACAGACUCCACCGGCAUAAAUCUGCAGCAGUUCAUCGUGGACAGCCUGAACAGCAACCCAAGAGACCGCUUGAUGCUGCUCAAACUGGAGCAGGAUAUGAGGGACUUCAUAGGCAGUGAUAGCCCCUUUAAGAAGUUCGCUCCCAUGUCUCCUUACCACCGCAUGCUGGUCCACAGGGUGGCGGCCUACUUUGGCAUGGAGCACAAUGUGGACCACACAGGCAAGUCUGUCAUCAUCAACACCACGAGCCGGACACGCACACCGGAGCGGCGUUUUCUGGAGAUGGUGCACAAGGGUAAGAGCGAAGAGAUCCAGCAGUGGAAGACGAUUCUGAAGAGAGACAACAGUUUGGAGGACCAGAGCCGCUGCCACCUUUUACGGGACAGGCAAAGCAAGUCGAUGGAAGAAAGGGAGGAGGAGUACCAAAGAGCACGGGAAAGAAUCUUCAACAAAGAGGAGUGCACUCGAGCAGAAACCAGGGACACGGAGGAAUACAACCCGUACGCUGAGACCCAGAGGAGAAGGCAGCUCUUCAGAGGGAGCCGCAACAGCUCAGGCUCCAGCUGGACGGGCAGCAGCAGGCAGAGCAGCAUGGAGACUGACUGUCACUAUAGCAACGACCCCCGACCUUGGAGCAGCACAGACUCUGACUCCUCCUACCAGUGGACGAAUCCGGGGCCCAAACCCCACCAGCCUGCCAGCCACAACUGGGACGCACGAGGCUCCAUCUCUCUUUACAUGCUGCCGUCCACAUGCUCCCAGCCUUCUCUUCCCGUCGCAGAGGAGCCCGCCCCGAAUCCCGUCUACAUGGGGGAGACGGAGAUCCCCCCAGGAAGCAUAUUAGUGAACCCCCGCACUGGACAUCCUUUCCUCAACCCCGAUGGAACCCCCGCUGUCUACAUCCCUGCAGACAAUCAGCAGCCAAUCAAAAGCCAGACUCCGCUGCAAAGCUGCCCCCCUCAGCCGCUUCAGCAGCAGGUGCUUCAGUGCUCGUCUGUGUCUUACACAGCCCCUCAGAUGGUAACCGUCGUUCCAUCGCAGCCCUACUCUACCAUUGAAGACCUCUCCUCGCAGUUCGCUCACGUGACGAUGGGCUGUCAGUCUACUGCAGAGCCUGCUCCUCUCUAUCCUCCCAGUCACGGCUUCACCUAUGCACAUCCAACUCUCCCCAACCCCCACAGCUACUGUCAGCCUCCACCUCAAGUGCCUGGUUAUUAUUACAGCCAGAACGCUCUGUCAGCUCAGUAUGGAUGCAGCUCGCCCGGCCAGCAUGGUCUCACCCAAGCGGCAGCAGCCCCUCCAGCAGGAAGCUUCACUCCUGCUCUGAAGAUGCAGCCGUCUCCCGGCAACCAGCCUCAGACUGUGCUGGGGACCUAUGCACCAGUUGGCCCCCACCAGUGUAGCAUUGCCCAGCAGGGAGGCGUUCCAGUGCCCUUUCCUCACAGUAAAGUUGCGACCGGAGGAGCAGGCGAUGUGGCAUACUGCUGCGUCGUGGCUCCGCCCCCUCAUCACAGCAGCGGCUGCCUCCCUCCUGGCUGUCCCAGCCUCGGCGCUCCGGUUUGGACCUCGCAGUACUGAAGAGAGUUUCUCCAGCUCCUGCACUGAUGCACAUCCCCCCCCCUUCCAUCCAUCCUCACCUUCAUCAAACUUCCUCAUCCCCCUUAUAGCGCCCCUCGGGCCCUCGCUCACAGCGAUAUAUGCUCCACCAUACCAAAGCUGAGUAGUAUACAUCAGAUUUACUGUACUGAAUGCAUAAUUUAUAUACACAAAUGGAGUUUUAUAUUAUUAAAUUAUAUAUUGUGUUUUAAAAAAAAAAAAACAGUGUGAAGAAAAUAAAGUGCUGUGGCUUGACUUGA